AUGUAAUUAUCUCCUUAAUCCAAAACUACAUUUCAAUCCUUAUUCAUUGAUAAAACUAAAGAUCAAAUUAGUAAUAUUCUUCAAUAUAAACUAUCCUAUGCAAAUUAAGCUAGAUAAAGGUUUAUAAAAAAUCAGAUCGACAGGCCUAACUCUUCUAUGAUUUAACAAACAAAUGAGAUUGAUUUCUCGCAGAACCAAUACGAAAAGUUUAGAAAGAUUUCAAUGAAUGAUUCUUAGCUUACAGUUGUAACGAUUCGCAAACCAUAAAAAAUUAUGCAUACUAUAGAACUCAGCCCUCAAAUUACUCCCAUAACUUCAUUUAAUUCCUAAAGAAAAUACAGAUAACCGCAAACGAGUGAAAAAUAGACUAAUCCAACAUUAAACAGUCCUGAAAAUGAAAAAUAAUUUUAUUUUAAGCAAAAAUAAUAUAGAAAUAAAUUGCAAUUAAAGAACAGUUAGAAUAAUAAUAUUAAGCUAAAUUAAUAUAUGAAGGAACAUUGUUCAAAUAGUAAAGGAAUUUAAGAAUUUGUUAAAUAUCAAGAUGAUUUGGAUGAAUUAUUUAGGGACAAGCUAUUUUAAUAGCAAAAAGAAUUACAAGAUAAAAUUGAAAACCUUAAGAUGUCGACUUCGAAGCCCGAUUAAUAAUUGUAACAAUCAGGACGCUUCUAAGAAUUGAGACUUUAAAAAACUAAAAAAAAACAAUAAUUAUGA
Molecule: messenger RNA, 711 nt
Organism: Paramecium tetraurelia
Lineage: Eukaryota; Ciliophora; Oligohymenophorea; Peniculida; Parameciidae
Exons: 1
Source: RefSeq, a predicted model, not a curated record